UGGUUUAUUAGAGCAGGACUGCAGCUUGGAGCAGAUCAGAGACAGACUGAAAUGGUCUGCAUGUUUGGAUCUUUUUGAUGUUCGCUGGAGAGGAAAACAUCUGAUGAUGAUCAAAGAGAUGGAAGCGCUUUAGUUCCGCUGUCAGCAAAAAACAAAAACCUUCAACACGGUCCUGGAAAAAAGGACAAAGUUUACGACAGAGGCUAUAAAGUUUAAAAAGUUUUCCAGAAGUUUCCGAGGAGAAAGAUAGUUUGGAAAAGUCUUGGAGCAGUUUUGUUGGGAGUUUUCAGAGAUGUCUGGAGGAGCGGAGAAAAGCGAAAACAUUCCUGACGCGUCUGCAGGAAAAGGAAUCCCGAACGGAGGAAACUCUGCAAAGACCCAGGAGGAUUUUGACCUGGCCACCAUCUACGUGUCAGAUGCCCAGAACAACAGAAACAUUUACUUUGACACGUCCCCUCAGGCUGUCAGACUCUACCUCCUCUACAACCACUGGAUCCUAAAGGUCCUGCUGUUCUUCUUCAUCCUGGUCACUCUGUCCCUGGCCAUAUUCGAGGACCCGGCUGUGUUCUCUCUGCCCACGUGGGUCACCAUGCUGGUGGAGCUGCUCUGCCUGCUGGUCUUCACCGUGCGACUGGUCCACUACGCCAAGGUGAUUCCCAGAGACAAAUUCUGGAAGGACCCCAAAAACAUCUGCAUCAUCGCCGUCCUCUUGCUGACUUUAAUUGACAUCAUCAUCUACGGAGGGCUGAAAGCUGCGAACUAUUACAGCGUCCGCUGGUCUCGAGUGCUGCGCCCGCUCCUAUUGAUCAACGUCACUGAAGGACGGCAGCUCCGCAGAGCGUUCAGGAGCAUCCGGAACGCUCUUCCUGAGAUCUCCUCCGUCUUUGUGCUCUUCAUAUUCAGCAUCCUCAUCUUCUCCCUCAUGGCCCUCAAGCUGCUGGGCAAAAGAGGCCUGACGACCAUUGAAGGAACUCCCUACUUCACCAACUACCUGGACAUCGUGUUUGAGCUGUACGUCCUCGUCACCACAGCCAACAGCCCCGACGUCAUGAUGCCGGCCUACAACUCCAGCUCUAUUUUCGCCGUAUUCUUCAUCUUUUACAUCCUCGUCAACACGUAUAUCUUCAUGUCGGUCUUCUUGGCUGUCGUGUUCAACAACUACAAAAAAUACCUCAAGGAGGAGAUACGGCAGCUGGUGAGGGCCAAGCGGCACAAGAUGGCGCGAGCGUUCGGCGUCCUGCAGGAGCAGAGGGAGGGAAGCGGGCCGCCUGUGGUCAGCCACGAGAACUGGACCAAGCUGGUCCGACAGGUGCGACCCGACAUCAGCGACCCACACAGAGAGCUGCUGUGGAGAGUCUGCGAUGACGACAACCAAGGCUUCAUUGGCAAAGUGGCUUUUGUGCAGCUGGCUGACCUCCUGAAUAUAGAAGUGAUCACAAUCAAGUGCAGACCACAUCCACUUCAGAGUUUAUUCCCCAACUUGUACGAGUCGGCUCCGAGCCGCUUGCUCUGCAGAGUGGUCCAACACCGGGGAUUUGUCAUCACUUUCGACCUGAUCAUCAUGGUGAACGCCGUGUUUAUCGGCCUGGAUGAGGAGAAUCCACUGAUCUCCAACUCUGAGUGGGCUUUUCUGGCUCUCUACGUUCUGGAGAUCCUGCUGAAGCUCUACGUCUUUGAGCCCAGGGCCUUCUUCUCCAAACACAGCUUCUGGAACUGCUUAUCUACAUCCCAGAUUAUAAGCACCAGGUUUGACACCAUCGUGGUCAUUGCUGCUUUAAUCGCCACAAUCAUCAACUCUGCCCUAAAAUCAUCUGGCGGCUACACGAGCCGGCAGGUUCUGGACAUCGUCUUCAUCCUGCGAGUCCUCAGGUUGAUCCGGGUGGUGGACAGCAUCAAAAGGUUUCGUACAAUCAUCAAUACGCUGAUCAGAAUUGGACCGGCAAUUCUCACAUUUGGACAGCUCAUCCUCGUGGUGUAUUACGUAUUUGCCAUGGUGGGGAUGGAGCUGUUCAAAAACAAAGUGAGGUUCUUUCCAGACUCCAGCCAUCCGGAAGCAGCGUACUGUGGAAACCCUUUACUGAACGGCAGCACCUUCGCACAACUCAACUACUGCAAAAACAACUUCAAUAACGUCCUGUCCUCCUUCGUCCUGCUGUUGGAGCUCACCGUGGUCAACCAGUGGCAUGUGCUCAGCAACGGGUUUGCCACCGUCACUCAUAAAUCAGCCCUGAUCUUCUUCGUCCUGUUCCACGUCAUGGUUGUGAUCGUCAUCAUCAACAUCUUUGUGGCGUUCGUUCUCGAGGCGUUCUUUGUGGAGUAUUCUGUGGGGAAAGGCGAUCUGCAGACAUCUCUGGAGAGAAAGAUCGCGGAGCUUGAGCUUGCUAUAGCACAGGAGAAGCUGGAGGAUAAUUUGGUUAACGCCAUGGAAACCAUGGAUAACGACUUGGGGAAUGGGCAGUCACCCACAGCAAACCUGCCUACGCUUCUAUUUAAGGUGGCCUCAAAAAGGUACAGGACGGUGGACGCUUUGUUGCAGCGGAUGUUCGAGGCGGAUCUCGACCCGGAAGAUUUUGCCGAGAAUGACAUUCCUGAAGAGCCGACUGGAAACUUUGCAAACCCAACUUUUGGCGCAGCAUAGAUGAAACUGUCUAGUUAUCUAUUCAACCAUGUAUGAAAGGGAAACUGUAUCAUUAGACGUACGUUUGCAUGUUGAAAUGUGCGGCUUGAGCCGGUGCAAUGUGUCAUCUGUGCGAUCGUGUCAUUAUUUUAUUUUUAUACUUGCUUCCAGGAGAAAAUUGUAGACGCGAAACAAAUUUGUAUUUUCAGAUAAAAGAAUAUUUACACAGAUGUCUUAAGUGUUGACUAUUUAAAUAAAAAAAAAAAAAAUUUAAAAAAA
Cyprinodon tularosa is the source of this 2896-nucleotide messenger RNA. It is a transcript of the gene tpcn3, whose product is annotated as two pore segment channel 3. Gene Ontology annotation, molecular function: monoatomic ion channel activity. The record is from RefSeq and is a predicted model, not a curated record. Gene Ontology annotation, cellular component: membrane. The transcript has 20 exons. The coding region runs from base 293 to 2638 and encodes 781 amino acids. Gene Ontology annotation, biological process: transmembrane transport; monoatomic ion transport. Lineage: Eukaryota; Metazoa; Chordata; Actinopteri; Cyprinodontiformes; Cyprinodontidae.